Ceratosolen solmsi marchali is the source of this 555-nucleotide messenger RNA. RefSeq lists its product as uncharacterized. The record is from RefSeq and is a predicted model, not a curated record. Lineage: Eukaryota; Metazoa; Arthropoda; Insecta; Hymenoptera; Agaonidae. The coding region runs from base 168 to 497 and encodes 109 amino acids. The transcript is spliced from 2 exons.
GCGCGCACGCGCCCCACUCCCUGCGUAUUUUUAUCCGCUUGGUAUCGGCGUGUUCAUGUUGUCGCCGCCUGCCUCUCCUUGUUCUCCCUCGUCCCCUACCAGAAAGCCCCACCCUCUUAGCCCAUGAUAAUCCAGUGGGACGAGAAGCAGCGGAAGAGUAGCCGCGGAUGAGCGGGAGUUACGAGCCACCCGAUGAUAUUGUCGCGCUCGACCGGGGGGAGAUUCGUCGGAGGUAUCGAGAUACGGCGCUCGUCAUCUUUAAGGAGCAGCAAUUACAUCAAUCACGGAGAAACGAGACGAGCGAGGGCAAAAGCAGGUCUUAUUUGAGUUUCGGUGUUAAUCGAAGAACAGUGACGUACACUAAUAAUGGUAACGAAGCUGUUGUAGUGCAUAGGACAACCUUGAAAGCCGCAAUUGAGGCGCAAGAGAAUUUACGAUUGUCUUCUCGCCUGUUGAGAAUGUACCGAAAGCCGCGCGAAAGCUGUACAAUAAGUUAACUCCAAACAAACAUUGUAUUAUCGUAUAUUUUUCACUACAAAUAGAAAUUGUAAAUUU